Molecule: messenger RNA, 5492 nt
Organism: Columba livia (rock pigeon)
Lineage: Eukaryota; Metazoa; Chordata; Aves; Columbiformes; Columbidae
Product: transmembrane protein 263-like
Exons: 4
Coding region: 618-974 (118 amino acids)
Source: RefSeq, a predicted model, not a curated record
UUCCACUUUGCUGCAUUCGCAUCGAACAUACAAUGAAAACUGGAGGUGGUGAAUACAUUAUAAUUUAAAAGCACUUCAACAUCAAAUGUCAGGGAGUGUUUUUUCUACAGUGUGGCUGGCAGGGUUUCCCAGCGAAGGCUGCCUGCAGGCCUGGCUGCACUGGCGCUUCUGGGCUCUGAGUGUCUCGGCCCAUCCCUGGAAGCCCCACGCGAACUCUCCGGGCAAGACGAGGCCCCGGCGUCGCGACUAACCGCGCACAGACCCACCCCGGCUGCCCCCCGCCAAGAUGGCGGCCCUGACCCCCGCGCUUCCUCUUCCGGCCGGGGUUGCCAUGGCGCUGCCCCCUCUCGGCCCACCCUCCGCCUCCCGCCGGUGUGUGUUUACAUCGGGCAGCAGCAGCCGGAGCCCCAGCGCCUGGGGAGACGGGGACGCAGCCGACGGCCGCCCGCUCUCCCUCCCUCCAUCCCCGCCGGGCGGAGCUCCGGGAGACGCGGCAUGAAGGGACCCAGCUUAGAAACACAGAUGGUGGAAGAUGAAAUUGAGACAACAAGUGAAGAACUGCCGCCUCAUCUGCGGGAAGAGCCUCCCGAAGUCGUCAUAGAAGACUUUGUCUGAAGAUGGUAGUAUCAACCAGCAGGACUGCUACAGAGUACUUUCGGCUCAGCCUUUCCAUUAUAGAUCUCCCCUAUGCCAGCAAGGACCAUCCACAGCAGCAGGCAGGGGUGAUCUGGAGAGUGACAGGCGGCCUGUUCAGUAUCACCCGGGGAGCCGUGGGGGCCACAUUGGGAGGAGUUGCCUGGGUGGGCAGCAAGAGCCUGGAGCUCACCAAAACAGCUGUGACCAGCGUCCCCGCUGCUGGUGUCGGACUGGUGAAGGGCAGUGUCUCAGCAGUGACCGGCGGCGUUGGGGCCGUGGGCAGCGCAGUCGCCAGCAAAGUCCCUUUCACCACGAAGAAGAAGGACAAGGCUGACUAAUUCCCAUCACUGUUCCCUUCCAAACUAUCAACCUGCCCAUACUCUCCCCCUACACAGCACCUCUUUGAGUUGGAACCAGCUGCUUCAGGGAGGGUCAAGCACUUGAGCAGACUCCAGCUGCAGCCUGCUCAGCACCGCCUGCCUGGCUCAGAGCUCACAGAGCCGCUGUCAAUGCCUUUCACUCCCGUCACCUACUGGGAACCAUCCCUACUCCGAGGGCUUUAAAGGCACUGUUGUCUCUGUCUUACAGUUUCCUUCUUCUCUUCUUGCUCUUGUAAGCACAGAGGGGCAGGAGAGGGUGUCAGGCUCCAUCUAACUGGAGAUGGUAGGAGUAAUGGGAGGGGAAGGAACUGUGCCUGGCCUGAAGUAUGGGUCAAAUUAAACUUCAGCUAGGAAGACAGCCUCUGAAACACCCAUUCCCUUUGCUCUGGGAGGUGUGUUUUGGAGGUCUGCCUGGGGGAUAACUGUAGAAGAAAGUCCCAUUGACACAAAGGAGAGAUACUGUGAAGAGGUGGAAGCCUCCCUCCUGCCCUGCACCUCUUACCUUUUCUUUGCAGGGCCUAUCCCACAAGCUGCUCCAAAUCACUGCGUGGCUGAAUUGCACCCUUCAGAGAAGGAAACCUCAAGCUCAGCAGAGCAGCUCCAGGGAUGAUGCCACACAAGGGUAUCAUAUGUCCUGGGCCAUCAGCUUUUGCACAGAUUUUCUUGGUGAGAGGCAGGAGAAUGAAAGCUGCUGUGUGUUCCCAUUCCCAGCUGACAGUGGCAUCUGCCAGGCCUCUGUAAUAUUGCAGCACAGGUGGUGAUGCUCCACAGAGAGACAAACUGAGCCCUUGGGUUUGAUCCUUGAAGUCCUGGCAGUAUCCCCAUCUGCAACAGGGGCAUUUUGACUCUAGGCCACACUUUCACUCCACAGACGUCACUAGCCACCCUGAGCAAGCGUGUUCCAAAUGCCACUCAAGUUCUGCUGCAGGGUGCGAGGGGAAGCUCUCCCUGUGACCCCAGGAGCAGUGGCCUGGCCAUGAGCAGGCUGCACUGUGUUGGAAAACGCUUCCCCAAGGGGCUGAGCGCGCUCCAGCCUGUACGGGGCACCAGCAGUUCCUCCUCCCCCACACACUGCUGCUGGAGUUCCAGUCCGGCUCUUCUAAAUGACCGUGUUGCACUAAAUAUCCCACCCACACUCAUAGUGCUGCAGAAACCCAGACACCUGCAUUCAUCUGGGAGUCACAGCCAUCUUCAGCCUGGCCUGGGAUGCUCACAGGGCCGUGUGGCAUGACAUAAACACACACACACAUGCACACACACUCACUCCAAGGUUCCCUGUAAUUUCUCGGGAUGAGGAAAGCCACAGGCUCUACCAUUAACUCUGCCGCUCCUGGCUUUGGCAGGUGAUUAGCCUAGGUCGUUAGGUGUUGGAUGCAUAGGCAAGUGAAGCAGUGCUUGUGCCGUAUUUUAUAAAUAUGCAUCUGUGUUAGAGUUUGUGUAGGUAUCAGGCCACAAGCUUGUCUUCAGCCAGAUAAACAAAACCAUGCCACUGCCAUGGAGCUGUUCACAUAGUCAUCUUUGGCACUUCCGGCAUAUAGAUUCUAUAUAGGGUCCUGGUGAAAGUAAAAAUCAUGUUUUAGAGGAUGUUUUCCCUUUUGUUGCCCAAGAGCAUAGUUUAUUGAAACCAAAGGAAUGUGAAAUAUCCCCUUUUUCCCGUCUAUGCAGAUUAUUUACUUUCUGCCCUAUCUUUUGCAUAUUGAAGCAAGCUUCCUUGAUCUUCAUUUCCCGUUGGAGGUUGUUGUGCUUCCUGGCUGCUGUCUUGUGCUUAGGACUCUGACAUCAGGGAAUAUUUAAGUACAACCCCACCCCUGCCACCAUUUUUGCUGAAUGUUCUUGGGCUUGUGAAGCAGUUUUGAUUCUGACCUUUAUUAAAUCCACAUUUUGGGCCUGAUUUAAGUAACUGUUUCCCUGUGCUAGUCAUGCUGGUGUUGGUCUCUCUAUACCCUUUGCUGGGUAGUUCCUGCUGUUUGCAGUGGCAAGAAGUUGCUGAUCUCCACGGUGUGUUACUCUUGAUAGCAUGAGAGUGGUUUAACCUACAUCUUUGUUUCUUGAAGAGGAAGCAGCAUUUGGUAUGUGUGUGUGUUUCCUCUCCCUGUCUCUUUUGUUCUUGUGAAGGCCAGGUUGACCCAGACAUGUUGGUUUUGUCUCUGAAGGCAGCAGCUUCACAGAAAGAUCAGGCCUUGAUGUGUGCCUGCACUUUGCUGGGACGCUCGUGGCACUUGGCAAGGCCAGAAGAAGUCUCGUCUGUUCUUCCUUUGUCUCAAACGCCCUGCAGAGCAGGAGGGCAGUUGGCACUGCGCGGAUCUCUGCUCGCAGCUCUCCCUGAGCACAUCUCAUUUCUCAUUGCAGAUCACAGGCUGCUCCUGAAGUCAGCUCUAACCCCAAAGCUAAAAGCUGCUCGUGCCUAAGUAGCUGUGCUGUCACUAACCCUCUUAGAAAGAUAUGGUUUCUUACCAACUGGGGCAGAAGACAGUCUUCUUCUUAACUGCCUCUCCCAGGCCCUAGAUGGUAUCUAAGGGGCUUAACUUACCAGUCACCCUGGGCAGGUGGCGGGAAGCUCAUCAUGCUUUUGGCUAACCAGUAUCCCACACAGGCUCUUGCUCGGGGAGGCAAUACAUCCUUCCCAAGACAUUGUCUGCAGGCACCGUUUGUGCAGAGCUAAGUGUGAAAAAUGGGAUAAAGGUACAUUAAGGAAGGCCAUAGGGUACCUGAGGGUUUCCUGUCUUUUUAUUUCUGCUCUUCUGUGCGUCCUGGCAGUAAAUGGAGUAAAUCUCUCCAUUUGUCUGAAACGGCCAUUUCCUUGAGGGAUGGCCUGGAGAAGGGGAGAAGAGGUGUGAGGGGAACUCAGAGAAUUGGCUGUUCUUACAGCCCAGCUAAUGGAAAUCUCGUGGAACAUAAAUAACAAAAGAGCGCAAAUUAGCAGUCAGGGGUACAGUAUUGAAUCUACUCCCAAACCAGGGCCUCACACCUCUUAACAGGCAUUCAGGGAUAUGUAGCUAUGCAGGACUCAAAGGCUCUGGAAAGCAUGUCUCUAUUAUUGCACCAGGCCUGCUCAGUUCAUCCAGGUGACCCAGCCCUAGGCUGGGUUGGUGUUCCCAAUCCAAGAGCAAAGAUGCCUCCUGACAGCUUUGGUUGCAGAAUGGUGGAACCUGGAUGAGAUGGGGAGGUUGCUGGCUCCUGGUGCCCUAUCCUUUUCCCCCUGCCACACUAUGGAGACUCCAGGCAGCUCAGAGUCCACCUGGGCCGCUGGUGCAGCCUUUCUCCCACCGCCUCUUUGUCAUAAGAGCUGCAAAAACUACAUUGUGCAUAAAUCCCAUUGCUAUGAAGUGAUGGAGGUUUGGUACAAAAUAGGGGGAGGCAGCACUGAGGAAGGGUCAAAGUGAGUUAGUACAAGGAAGAUCGCCAAUAUUCAGGUGAUGGUGAGAAGAUGAAGAGAGAGUGGUGACAGGAGGAGGCAAGGACUGGGGGAGCAAGAAAAGGUGGAGCAUGAAGGGCAUUUAUUUCUUAGGACUGUCUCUGAGUCAGCAGAUUAAUAUGAUGGAGUUUGUCCUAGGGAAGAGUGUGGGAAGGGAAGUGGAUGAAUGUGGGUUUUGGUGUGUGAUGUUGGUUCACACCUGGUGGGUGCCCUGCUGCCAUAGUGGUGGUGAUUGUGACAUCAGUGAGCCUAACAGAUUUCCAGGCGCCAGAUCAGCUCCCUCCUUACCAUCCCUGCUUCCCAGAUCUCCCUACGACUUUUGCCAUGAUCUCCCCAUGGUGGAGGUGGGACGUGGCACUGCACACAGCCCUGUGCCCCAGGUGGCUGGACAUUCCCCAUGCCCAAGGAACAUGGCCCAGCUGAGAGGGGAGCACACAGGCACGUUCUCUCCUCCCUUAUCUCAUUGUUCUUCACUUUCUUUUUCGUCCCUCCCUUGUCUUUCUGUCUUGCACCUCUGUAGACCUCUACAAAGCUCUCACCUAGACCUUCGUUAAACAUCCACACUCAUCUUGGCUGGGAGGGCAGAGAAGGUGACUCUGCCCCUGGACCUCCACUGACUGGGACAGAAGUGCAUGUCUUCCACCCCCGUCUGUCCUCCUGUGUUUUGCGUGUGGAAGAUCUCAGCCCACUUCUGAGUUCCCACCUUGGCUCUUGUCCCUGUCAUUUCUGUUUCUCCGUUACAAAGUCAUCCUUGUAAAAACAAUAGCACGAGUGGGGAUGUGAAGAUGGCUAGAGAGAGCCACAGAGCUGCUGGGACAGAUGCCAGGGCCCAGCUCUGCUGCUCUGGGAGCCGAGGAGCCCUUUGGCAACCCAAAACCGUCACUGCAGCCACGCAGUUGCGUGCGCAGUGCUGGGCUCCGGAGAACACUUUUGUUCUUUAUCAUUUCAUUGUCUGUAAUUGGUUUCCUACUGAAUUUGUUUGCUUGGUUUGUUUUGCAGUGUGUUUCUGGGAAUAUUCUGCAUCUCUGUAUUUUAAUUACAGUAAAAUUUGAGGAUAAAAA